UUCUCAUUUUUUUUUUUAAACCUUGUCUGCUUCUCAUUUCUUUUCGUGUUUCCACUUUCUCCCAAACCAAAAGUAAACCCUAACAAGUAACGAAACCACUGAGACGAGGCUCGAGCCAAAGCCAACCAGCGAGUCGCCGUCGGUAACCUUUCUGGCCGUUUUCCCCACCGCGACGGCGAAGUGCGAACCAACAGGCAGGCGGCACUACGGCAGCACCGCAGCAAGUUUCUGGCCGUUUGAAAGGGUUGGAAUCCUGGAUACGCCACUGCUUCGACACCAUAAUAUCUGCAACAAAGCUUAUUCCAUCGUACGUCAAAAUUCUCUGCUUGGAAGUAAAUUUUACAGUGUGAAGUGAAGCAAUGGAGCAGAGAUUAGCAAAUAGUUGGAACAUGACUUUGAAUGAGAAGAAUUUUAUUGAGACUGCAUUACUUUCUGAUCUCAGAAUUGAUGGGCGUCGCCCUUUUGAUUAUCGUCGUUUAACUAUCAAGUUUGGCCGUGAAGAUGGUUCUUCUGAAGUGCAACUUGGACAAACUCAUGUCAUGGGUUUUGUGACUGCUCAACUAGUUCAACCUUAUAAAGACAGACCAAAUGAAGGAUCACUUGCUAUUUUUACUGAGUUUUCUCCUAUGGCUGAUCCCUCAUUUGAGACGGGUCGUCCUGGAGAAUCGGCUGUAGAAUUGGGACGUAUAAUAGACCGUGGUUUGAGGGAGAGCAGGGCAAUUGAUACAGAAUCACUUUGUGUCCUUGCGGGAAAACUAGUAUGGUCCAUUCGUAUUGAUCUUCACAUACUAGAUAAUGGAGGGAAUCUUGUUGAUGCUGCAAAUGUUGCUGCUUUGGCAGCCCUUUUGACCUUUAAGAGGCCAGAGUGUAGUCUGGGGGGAGAAGAUGGGCAAGAAUUAACAGUACAUCCACCUGAGGUGCGUGAGCCACUUCCAUUGAUAGUGCAUCAUCUUCCCAUAGCUGUGACAUUUGCAUUCUUCACUGCUGAUAACAUUGUGGUGAUAGAUCCAACUCACGCCGAAGAGACCAUAAUGAAAGGCAGAAUGACUGCUACGAUAAACACAAAUGGAGACAUCUGUGCCAUUCAAAAGGGUGGAGGAGUUGGUGUCAUGCAUAGUGUUGUUAUGCAGUGCUUACGCGUUGCCUCUGUCAAAGCUGCUGAUAUAACUACCAAGAUCAAAGAAGCUGUUGAAUCAUACAAUACAGAAAGAGCGUAUCGCAAGGUCAAACGCCACCCAUCUGCUGCAGGGCAUCAAACUGAGAGGUAAACUGAUGCCAACAAUUAGGAGUAACACAGAAAACUUGGUAAGAUAUCAAUUAGAGGAUGAUUUCGAAGAACUGCAACGGAAUUAUGAAUUUUACUAUUGUCAUUUUUGUAGCAUGGGACCUCAUAUCAAGAGUAAGCUUUUAGAUAGAUUGGCUCCUCAUGGCACUGGUAGGUUUCUCUUCAGUUUUUAGGAUGAGUAGCGAAAAUUUGUCUGUUCAUAUCCCAAAAUUUUGUUUAAACAUGUAAUUUUGAGUGUAUAAGAAAUAGUCCUAUGUUGAUUGAUCGUAAUAGUUGGAAUAUUUUGUAUAAGUGGCAUUUUGCAAAGGAAUUAAUGUCCAGUUCUAGCAAGAGUGGCAUGGGAGGAGAUAUUUGUAAUCAAUUAAUGAUGAUUUUAAUCUUGUUGAUUAAUCAUUUCUCGCAUGAGUGACUUGGCAA
Beta vulgaris subsp. vulgaris (sugar beet) is the source of this 1702-nucleotide messenger RNA. Its product is annotated as exosome complex component RRP45B. The transcript is spliced from 9 exons. Gene Ontology annotation, cellular component: nuclear exosome (RNase complex); cytoplasmic exosome (RNase complex). The record is from RefSeq and is a predicted model, not a curated record. NCBI's taxonomy places the organism in Eukaryota, Viridiplantae, Streptophyta, Magnoliopsida, Caryophyllales, Amaranthaceae. Gene Ontology annotation, biological process: U5 snRNA 3'-end processing; TRAMP-dependent tRNA surveillance pathway; nuclear polyadenylation-dependent mRNA catabolic process. Bases 360 to 1268 code for a protein of 302 amino acids.